UCAAAAUGGCAUUCAAAUUCGCCGUCUUCGCCGCCAUCGUGGCCGUCGCCAACGCCGUCGCCAUCGGCUACCCGGCCCCACUGGGAGCUUACCACGCUCCUCUGGGAGCUUACCCCGCCGUGGCCAAGGUUGCCGCUCCAGUCGUUGCCAAGGUUGCUGACGAUUACGACCCCAACCCGCAGUACAGCUACAGCUACCACAUUGCCGAUGCCCUGACCGGAGACAACAAGGAACAGCAGGAGUCUCGCUCGGGAGAUGUCGUGACUGGAUCCUACUCUCUGGUUGAGCCUGAUGGCACCCGUCGCGUCGUUGAGUACACCGCUGAUCCCGUCAACGGAUUCAACGCCGUCGUCCACCGUGAGCCCCUGGCCGUCAAGGCUGUGGCCCCGAUCGCCAAGUACGCUGCCCCGCUGGCCUACCCCGCCGUCGCCAAGGUUGCUGCCCCGGUCGCUCCCUACGGAUACCCUGCCUACGGCAAGCUUAAAAUGGCAUUCAAAUUCGCCGUCUUCGCCGCCAUCGUGGCCGUCGCCAACGCCGUCGCCAUCGGAUACCCGGCCCCACUGGGAGCCUACCACGCUCCUCUGGGAGCUUACCCCGCUGUGGCUAAGGUUGCCGCUCCUCUGGCUUACCCGGCCGUCGCCAAGGUUGCCGCUCCUUUGGCUGACUACGACCCCAACCCUCAGUACAGCUACAGUUAUGCCGUCUCUGACGCUCUGACCGGAGACAACAAGAACCAGCAGGAGUCUCGCUCGGGAGAUGUCGUGACUGGAUCCUACUCUCUGGUUGAGCCUGAUGGCACCCGUCGCGUCGUUGAGUACACCGCCGAUCCCGUCAACGGAUUCAACGCCGUCGUCCACCGUGAGCCCCUGGCCGUCAAGGCUGUGGCCCCGAUCGCCAAGUACGCUGCCCCGCUGGCUUAUCCCGCCGUCGCCAAGGUUGCUGCCCCGAUCGCUCCCUACGGAUACCCUGCCUAUGGCAAGGCCAUCCUUGGAUAAGUCCUCUAGACUCUAUCCAGAAGUGUGUCUUAUCCCCAGUGUCCAAAUAUCAGGAUAUUGUCCCGGCUUAAGUUAUUAGGCUUCCCAACUUGCAAAUUCUAUCUAUGAUCUAAUAGAUAUCAUUGUACAUAGCAAAUUGUAACAGGCUACUGCGAAAUACCGAUCUGUUCAUAUAACAAACACGUGAUUAGUCGGGUUAUUAUCACCGACGAGUUUAAUGUAAAAAUUAGCCAGAAGGUUGAUAAAAAUAUAAAUACGUUGAAAAACUAUGUUCUCAAGCGUUUGUAAAAAUAUUAUCAUAUGAAGUAUUU
This is a messenger RNA of Anopheles nili, 1306 nucleotides long. Its product is annotated as cuticle protein-like. Gene Ontology annotation, cellular component: extracellular matrix. The coding region runs from base 6 to 995 and encodes 329 amino acids. The record is from RefSeq and is a predicted model, not a curated record. Lineage: Eukaryota; Metazoa; Arthropoda; Insecta; Diptera; Culicidae. The transcript has 6 exons.